GAGAAUACGCCACGAAAACAAAAUGUCUGCUUCCAUUGAUGUUACCGAGUCGGUAGAAAUUAUGACACAUUUUGCUGUUUUCAUCGUUGAUUUUUACUCAUUCCUUACAUCAUCGGUUGUGGACUAACUCUGAGAAGUUCUUACAAUUAUGGCUUGUUGAACAGUGACAAUAUGGCUGGCCUGUAGGGCCGUACUUUAGGCUGGCUGUGAAGCCAGCCUAGCAUCAAUGUUGUGCUGCUAGCAAGGCUCAAUUUUUCUAACUCCAUUCUACAAAGCACGAAAAAAAAAAUGUCACGUAUGUUAGAGUCAGAAUGCACUGUAAAGUGUCGCUCCAGAAAACAUGCUCUUGAAGUGAAUGUUUCUAUUACCAAAGGAACAUUGCAGCAGAUUCAGUCAUUUGCUCGUCUGUGCCAUCAUGGAACCGAGUUGUGUGAUUCUGCCGGAAGACUGGCGUUGCACAUGGCAGCGUCUUGCGGGAAGCGUGACGUCGUUGAGUGGCUUAUCAUGGAGAAACAUGCAGACCAAACAGCUAAGGACUCAGAGUCCGGGUGGACGGCUCUACACAGGUCUCUCUUCUACGGAAACAUUGAUGUAGCCCGGCUUCUUAUUCAGCAUGGGAGUGAUAUGUACAGCAGGGAUAACGAAGGACUAGGCUCUCUCGAUAUCGUGAUGAAAGACCGACCACAACAGAUAUCGUUCAGUUCUAAAGAACCGAAUGAGUUGUAUGCCUGGGGUGAUAAUGCCAACUUUAACCUUGGUCAUGCCAGUGGACACCGACGCCCAGUGCCAGAAGUAGUGGAUCAGUUCAAGAAACUUAACAUUUCAAUAAAACAGGUGGUGAUGUGUAAAUAUCACACAGUGUUUCUGUCACAGACAGGUCAAGUGUACACAUGUGGUCAUGGACACGGCGGAAGACUCGGUCACAACGAUGAAGUCACCUGUUUGAUUCCCAAGUUAGUAGAUUGUGUCGGUGCCCUUGUGUGCACUCAGGUAGCUGCUUCUCGCGACCACACUGUACUGCUUAUGGAAAGUGGAAAUGUUUACACUUGUGGUCUGAAUGAUUGCCAUCAGCUAGGACAGUUUCCUGCUCCAGAGAAGUCUUUGACGCCCAAACAGGUGAAUACCAAGGUUCUGAAAGGUCGGAAAAUUGUUGGUGUCUGUGCUGGUCGAUUCCACACUGUCUUAUACACAUGUGAUGCAGUUUACACAUUUGGUCUUAAUGCUGGCCAGUUAGGUCACCCGAAGGCCGACCGUCAACAGAGUCACCUGCGACAAGUGUCGGCACUGAAUCACGCUGACAUCUCUUUUCUCUAUGUGACCUGUUCUGAUGCAGCCACUGUUUGUCUGACAGUGAGGGGAGAUAUUUAUGUUCUACAUGAGUACCAGUGUCGGAAGAUUGCUUCACGCUGGACCGAUGUCAGCAAGCUGUUGGUUAGUGGUGGGAACCUGGAUCACAGCACGGAUCUCGAUGUCCUGCGGGAUAAGGGAGGAUCGGAGUUGAUUAUCGCCCUUCUCAAUACCACAGGCAAGGUGUUCUUGUGGAGGGCUGCUAGCCCAGUGUUAAAGCGCUGUCAGUGGGCUAUUCGACGCCAGCUGUACGUCACUGACGUGGUCAUCGGUGGAUCAAACCUGGCGUUUGUCACGGAUCAGGCCGAGGCAUUCAUCGGAUUCUGGUCACAGAAAAAGACAGCAUCACAGAAGGAAAUCUCUACUCUUCAAAAUAAAGAUUGUGACGAGUUUGGAAAGAUGACCCUGAUUGACCUGCUGCUGAAAGACGAAGUUGAAGAUGUUCCCGUUCGGCGAGUCCCCAACGCUCACCGCGCCACCACCAUACACUGUGAUACGCAGGGAUCCAACUUCACACUUCUCCAGGUGAUCCCGAAUUGCUGUUUGUCUGAUCUGCCCUCUGUGACCAGCUCCGAGAUGAGUCGAAACCUGCAGGUGGUGAUGGAUGAAGCAGACGAGUAUGACAGCAUUCAUGACAUUGUGGUCCAGACUAGAAACAAAAGCUGGCCAGCACACCAGUACAUCUUGGCCUCUCGUAGCGAUCACUUCAGGAAGUUUGUGUUUGGUUUGGCAAGACAGAACACACUGAAUGACAAGCCUGUCAUCGCCAUUGACGACGUGCAGCCUGAGAUAAUGGAACAGAUCAUCAAGUUUAUCUACACCGACACAUGUGAUCUGCUCACCCCUGGGGCCAGGUUUGACCACAUCAUGUCACCACUGAAAAACAAGCACGGGGAGAAGUGUUUUGAUGUUGAUUCGGGCAUCUCAGACGAAUCUGAUUUGAUUACACUGGAAAAGAAAAGAAUGUCUGCGUACGAAGUUCAGCUGAAGAAGAAAAAGGCUGGUAAGAAUGUGAAGGACAAAGAAGAUUCGACGUACACCGGCAGGAAUCCCAUCAAAUUACUGCAAGAGGUGGCCAAGAAGUUAGGUGUAAAGGGCUUAUCGAAGAGACUUGAGGCUGUGAAGUUUGUGAAUGGUGUGGUCCAAGCAGCAAACAAAUAUCUAGCUACACCAAAGGUGAAGUUUGAACGCACAAAACUAUCUGAGUUACAUGAUGUGUGUAUCAAAGCUGACGAUAACACCACAGUACAUUGUCAUAAGUGUAUUCUGGUUGCACGACUCGAGUACUUCCACAGUAUGCUAGGGAGCGGCUGGAUUGAGACUUCCGACACAAGAGCCCUGAGCCUGCCAAUUCCUGGAGACAUUCUGUUGUUACUUCUUGACUUUCUCUACACAGAUGAAUCGGUCAUUUUGUCAGAUUGUUGCGAUGCCGAGUUGCUGUGUAAUGUUCUGGUGGUAGCUGACCAGCUUCUGGUAAUCCGACUGAAAGAAAUCUGUGAGGUGUCACUGGUAAACCUGUUAAAUUUCCGCAACGUGGCCGAGUUGUUGGAGUUUUCCUCUGUGUAUAAUGCUGAUCAGCUGAAAGCCUCUUGUCAACAGAUGAUAUCUCUCAAUAUGGCUGCUCUUCUCGAAGGAAGAUAUCUUGAUGUACUGAGUGAUGAAACUAUUGGUGAACUGAAGGAGUAUUACAGAAAUCUGAUACCGGGAAUGGCUCGACGUUUGGUCACUCCUUUUGAUGAGAGUCCAAGCCGAGACUACCUAGAGAGUCUGCCGAGUUGUUGCCAUGACAACAGCGUAACCCCUGGCUACGAGCAGCUAUCAAGGAAGAAGAAGAAGCGACGUAGCCGCACCCAGAGUGUGACAGAGGAUGUGGAUAGGAGUGAUGGGGCGGCGGUCGAACGACAGAUCUCCGUCAGUUCUGACAUCAGCAUUGACGACGACCCAGCCGGGUCGAACCCAGACACAGUCUUCACAACAAGUCUAGUCACAGACAUAGCCUUGCAAGCAGCACAACCAAAGGAACAGAAACACACAAGUGCCUUUAUUCAUGUGCCAAAGAGAAACAUAUCUAGUCCAUGGGGUUACAAGAGUCCCUCAUCCCCCUUAUCUCAGGGCCCGAUUCUCUCCCCACCAGGACACCCUGCUGCCAGCCCCGAGAGUCCGGGUUCAACUCUGCGAGACAUCAUGGCUGCUGAGGAGCAACAGCAGAACAAACAGCAUUCACUGGGAAAGGGAGUUUCUCCUGGCAAGUUUUCUUGGAAGGAUGUAAAGAAGCAGCAGAGCCAGCGAGAACAGCAGAGCAGGUUGAAGAAAGACAACUCGGAGGUCAGUGAGAAGGAAAUCGGUCCGGUGUCGCAGUCGCCCAAACCCAGCAUCUGUCCAUGGGGUUCAGUAAACAAGGUUGUCAAUUCGUUCCGAAACCUGAUAAUUGAGGAGAAAGUGCACACAACUGUGAAACCUGACACUUCUGUUGCUUCAAAAGACAUGGGAAACGUCUCACUGAGUAGACAGUCCGAGCAACAGCGACAGAUGAGUAUUCCUGUGGUCUGCAGGUCUGAACCUCUGAUGAUACCAAACACUUCCCAGAAUGCCUGGCUGACUGGUCACAUUCCCAGCCCACCCCAGUCGAGUGUCAGCUUCUCGGACAUCGUCAAGGACGAACAGCAGAGGAGAGAAACUCUCGACAGAGCAUCGAAAAAACCACUCGGACUCAUCCAGGUGGAAGAACAGGCAAUGCACGAACUACUUCAGCACUACCGAGCGUACGGCUGUCCCACAGAGCACAUCACAGUGGAGCGUGUCCCCCAGGCUCUGGCCACGCCCUUGUGGAAGAGGGACAGCCAGGGAGCCUGUGGGGGACAGUAACGAUUAUUAGCAAGAGACAGACAGGGUGCUACACAUAAAUGAAAGAGACAAGUUGCUUUAUUUGCUUCAGUGUUGGAGAGCUUAUUGGGGACUGUAACGCAUAUUGCAGACAGACAGCAAGGGUUCAGCUCCAAGGUGGAGAAACAGACUACUGUGGGGACACCCAUCUAUAGUCCGUUACAUCCUCCUACAAAAAUGUUUUUUGUAAAUAAUUUUAAGUUUGACUCAAGUUUGCUUAAUUUACAAACCUGUAACAAAUUUGGAUACAACAGAGUGAAACAAGAGUCUGUGACAUUGAAAUAUCCU
Molecule: messenger RNA, 4518 nt
Organism: Gigantopelta aegis
Lineage: Eukaryota; Metazoa; Mollusca; Gastropoda; Neomphalida; Peltospiridae
Product: inhibitor of Bruton tyrosine kinase-like
Exons: 26
Coding region: 289-4212 (1307 amino acids)
Molecular function (GO): protein binding
Source: RefSeq, a predicted model, not a curated record